AUGUCGAAGACACCCGUUUCUCCUCCCGCCGUGCCCGGGACUCCUUCUGCAAGACCAAGGAUCUGCAAGAAGCUCGUGAUCAAGGGCCAUGCUUCAAGCUCUGGAGCUUCGUAUACUCUCUUUGUCAAGGUACAACUGCCUUUUAGCGAGCAUGAAAUGGUCUACGGUCUUUUCAAGGAUCCCAUAGUCGAACUGCAAGAAGCUAUCGUUCAUCGUCUUGACGCUUCAGGUGCAGCUCCCGCACUUUCAGCCUCGGCUGCGACCGCUGCUAGCUCUCUCGGUAUCCCGCUGUCUAUCGAUCACGAGCUCAAUGACAGCUUCAUUGACUUCGAGCAUAAGCCAAAAGAUCGUUCAAAAGUUUUGGCUGCCCCAAAUGACCAGUCGAAUCUACCGAGGGUCAUCAGAGACGAUAACGGCAACAUUAUGCUCAAGACCUUCUCAAAAUCCAGCCCAAGAUCAAAGCCGAGCACCUCUUCAAUUCAAGCCAGCUCAUCCUACAUGAUCACUUUGAAUCUGCUCGUUUCUUCCUCCUCCAAGCCGCCUCUUUCUCCAUUCUCCGUAAGGCUAGCUGUGCCAUCCUGCCUGAACAACUUCAUGCGUUUCACAGUGGAUGAAUCCAUCGACAAAGAUCUUGGCUCGUGCGGCCUUGCUGUCGAGGUGGAUCCCCCUAUCUUGCCCGUAUCUCGCCAUCUCAAGUCACCACGAAGAAGGCCUUCAUCUGCAGCAUCUUCUCGUAGAGCACCCAGUGUGGUGGCCUCUCUCUGUGAUGAAGAGGAUGUUACGCUUCUCGGCACUGCCUCCGGGGACGAUUCCGACCUGGAACAGGACGACUCGGCUAUCGUAGGGCCCUUCCAGGCUUGCGAAGCACUUGUGAUUCGCAUUGCUGCUCCUCAAGCCGGCGAUCUAUUCUUGCCAGAGCCUCCCGUCCGCACACUUUCGAAUGCUCUCCGAGCCAAGAAAGCCAUCAGCUCGAUUUCUUACCAGGCACGAGUCAUACAAGCUUCAGAGCGAUAUGUUGAAGAGGCAGAUGACGCCCAGGUGGAAUUCCGAGCCACAAUUCAACUUCACCAGCCCUUCUUUCCCGGUCUUGAUCGCGAGGUGAUGCUCUAUAUGCAGAUGGAUCCUUCAGUCGAUGUCCUGAGCUGGCAACCGACUGCGGUGGAUGCAUCUAGAGGCAUUUCGAGCUGGUCCUUCGGCUCAGUGGCCUCAUCUUUGUCCUCUCCGAACCAGCUCCCUAGAAUCGCAUCAGACGGUGCACUUAGCAAGUCACCUAGCUUGGACAUUGGAGACGUCGUGAUGCUGCCGGAUCCCACGCAGCAAGCAGGUGACGAAGAGGAUCUUCUCAGUGUCGCGCCGCCUAAGGGCAUUGACGACAAUGACUUUGACUUCUCCCUCGACAAUGCAGCAGCAACCCCAUCGAAGCAGAGACGAUUCUCACUCCAGUCUGCCGGCAGUGCUAAGCCAUACCCAUCUCAGCCUCCAUCCGAGCCCUCGGAAUCUUCGGGAAGCUCAGCGAACAUGCUCGUGGUCGCGUUCAACUUGUUGCCCGUCCUGCAGAGCGACGAACCGGUCGUCAUCACUGUUUGCGGUACCGUAACUCUCAGCAGCGGACCGGAGAUUAAUGUCCAAGAUGCAGACCCCAUCAAGCAUCACAAAGGUCUUAUAGUUCCCGCUGCUCUCGCUCACGAGUACGCGCUGCCUCCUUUCCCAGUUGCUGCUCCAUCCAUGACAACACCCCAGCUCCUAGAACAGCCUACAGAGUCUCUCGAAGCAUCUCUCGAAGCAUCUCGCGAGACUGUUCAACAGCAAGAGUACAAGCAUGGGCUUUCGAUGCAAAGCUUCAAACCCACCCACGACGCGCCAACGGACGAGAUCCUACGCCAGGCACUUGCGAUCAUCGAAGCCCAUAAUGCGUCCCUGUCGGAUCCUAGUCGUAACGCGCUUGUAAGGCAGACUCCUCAAGCCCUCAAAGAAGAGAGAGGUAGAAACUGGAUCCUCCACAUGUCGCACUAUCUCUGGACACUCUUUCUCGCAGCGCUCGUAUUGAUGCUCUUCAACGCUGGUCAGACUGCGAAUCGCGAGUUGGCCGCCAAGCUGGACGAGCUCUCUCGCAUCGUUGAGGCUUCUGCUCGGACGAACGCUCAUCAGCUCAUGGUCAUUUCUGACCACCCUAUCCCUUCCUCAACCGUCGUCGAGGCUACUGUUCCAGCGGUUUCGAGAAAGCCUCCGGACUGCUCAGAAUGCGACUUGCGAUACAAGAAAGAGCUGGAGAAAGUGGCAGAUGACUAUCUCAGCCGUAGUCGCAAAGGAACAAAGAUCAAGAAGCUCGACGCCCCAGCAACCUUGAGCAGCUCAGCAAGCGACAAGCUACACGAAGAGAAGCUCGAACACCUCCAAGCUCAUCGCGAGGAACCAAUCCCAAGAGACGUGGAAUUGGAGUCGGAAAACUUGUUACCAGACGAGUCAAUGGAGGUACGACCCAGCGCUGAAAUGGGAUUAACGUGCUUUGUCUCUGGUUGGCUGCAGGAUCUAUUGCGAGCGCCGAUGCUGAUCCUGCAGCGCUUGUUUGGGUUCUUGACCGGAGCGUAG
Ustilago hordei is the source of this 2589-nucleotide messenger RNA. RefSeq lists its product as uncharacterized. The record is from RefSeq and is a predicted model, not a curated record. Lineage: Eukaryota; Fungi; Basidiomycota; Ustilaginomycetes; Ustilaginales; Ustilaginaceae. The coding region runs from base 1 to 2589 and encodes 862 amino acids. The transcript has a single exon.